AUGAACAAGGCGCAGCUGGGAUACGGCUCUACCAUUGUCAGGUCUGGGACGCAAAGAUACAUCGAGAUAGAACGGGACGGCCGACCAGAGCGACUCAUUCUUGAUAAAGUCAUAUUCCGCCAAGCGUGCAUUGCUGGUCGAGCAACCACCUGUUGGAAAGCACACCGUGCUGUAGAGGAGGGCGAUGAUAAAAGGACCUUUGUGAUCAAGGAUGCUUGGCACUUCCCCGAACGGACAGAAGAAGGGCUGAUGCUGAAGGAGGCAAGCAUGAAAGGGGUGGAAAACUUGGCGGAUUACUAUCAUCACGAAACCGUCAAAGUAGGGAGCGUUCUGGAUGAUAUUCGCGGCAAUGUCCGGAGGGGCCUCGACAUAACGGCAGCAGUCGUAUCGUUACCGGCGGAUUCAGAAAAGUCUUCGCCAACCACGUCAGUGCAGGGAUCGAGCUCGAAUUAUCCAAUCCCCGGCCAACGGGAAACUCCAGCAGGUGGGAGUCGGCGGUCGUCACAGUCCACGCAGACGUCCCGCAACAUCGAACCCGAGAACCGUGUUCAUCAAAGGCUGGUCACGCAGAGCUACGGCAAGCCCAUCUACCAAGCUAGUUCCCUUGGAGCAUUACUCGCUGGUCUAGAAGGCUGCAUCAACGGACACGAGACUCUACGCCGCCAGGCCGGGCUCCUGCAUCGAGACAUCUCCAUCAACAAUCUCAUGAUCAACGAGGAGGAAGACGCGCCCUCACGGCGCGCUUUCUUGAUCGACCUCGACCUUGCCAUACAAGAAGCACGGACCAGCGCCUCAGGGGCGGAGAAGAAGACCGGG
Trichoderma reesei QM6a is the source of this 816-nucleotide messenger RNA. RefSeq lists its product as uncharacterized. The annotation marks the transcript as partial. Gene Ontology annotation, biological process: protein phosphorylation. NCBI's taxonomy places the organism in Eukaryota, Fungi, Ascomycota, Sordariomycetes, Hypocreales, Hypocreaceae. Gene Ontology annotation, molecular function: protein kinase activity. The record is from RefSeq and is a predicted model, not a curated record. The transcript is spliced from 2 exons.